This is a messenger RNA of Haemonchus placei, 2589 nucleotides long. The record is from the annotation of a GenBank genome assembly. NCBI's taxonomy places the organism in Eukaryota, Metazoa, Nematoda, Chromadorea, Rhabditida, Trichostrongylidae.
AUGGCAUCUGAAGACCUUCACCCGCUGGUGAUCGAUCGGCCGCUGUCACGUUCAGCUUCCGAAGCCAGUGCUGAAGACCUGACGACGUCUAUUGAGAUGGCCAUGGCCACGGAAUCACCCAGUCGGACGAGUUUCGCUCUACUCGUGAAUGGAAAGCAAGGGAUUGUCGACUCCGACGAUUUGCCACCAUCUGAUCCAGAAGAUUCGUUCGCCGUGCAAAAGUCCAUUCGUCCUUCGAUUAUCGACCGGCUGCAUCUGGAUUUGGUCCGAUUGCCGGAAACUGCACCAAAUGGCUGUUUCGCUUCCGUCAGUUAUACAGCCGAUAUGGAGCAGUUCGCUAAUCAAAACCAUACUGUUAACGCAUUUGUCGAUCCCUUUGAAGAAGAGGAACGUAGAUCUCGUACGGAAAUGUGGGUGGAGUCAACAUCACCCGGUUAUGCCAGUGACGAUGAUCCUAAAAAAGCAUCAGUUGCAGAAUCAGACGAGUCUGUACCGUUGCCCGAGGUUAAGGUCUCGGCAUGUUCCGAGAAAAGCGCGAGUGCUAGUCCACCUGGUAACACAACCACUUCGACAACGGGCGGUGAUGAGGAACUGCCGACAUCUGUCCAAAUUCAGAUUAAUGACGAAAUCUUUUCGAAUUCGAGCAAGCCAAAAGGUGAGAUGGAUAGAAUGGAUUCAUUAGCUACUUCGGAGAAAAGCGAUCCAAACUCGCUGGUUAGCUCAGAUCUGGACAAAGCGAGCCUCGUUAAAUUUAGAUUUAACUGCAAUCUUCAUCAAGCCAGAGAAGAUGCAAAGAAAGAGGUCGAUAUGGAGAACUUUGAUCGAUUCUGGCGUCAUCUCUACAACAAAUCCGAGCCGAGCAAGUCUGAAGAGUUCAAAAAGAAAGAACGCGAAGAGAAGCAGGAAGAACGUAAGACGACACGUCGUCGUGCUCGAACACCAACGCCAUCAAUCGAACGAGUGGUGCUCUACUACACGACGGACCGCCGGAUAUCGCUAACGCCAACGGCCUCGUCCAUUUCGCCAUCACCGGAGCCUAACUCGCAACGUUCUUUCACUUUCGACUCUGGCAGACACCUAUUCAUUCAGGCGAACAAACCAUCGAUGACUUCUCAAGAUUCCGUGUCCUCAGAGCCAUUAGGCGACAAGGUGUCACCGGUUGUCGCUCAGAAAUCCCCUCUAGGCCGACAGGGCUCCACUUUGUCAGAACCGGCGCGUGGGAAUUCGGUAGCCCCGACUACCCUUCGAAGGCUUCCACUAACUGAGCAGGAUUCCAUGUCCUCAGAGCCUAUUGGAGAUAUUGUGAUCCCCGUCGCUAAUCGACCCCCAAGUGGCUCCAAACGCGUGAAAUGCAAGGCUUUCGGUCGUGGCAUUGUGAUUGAAGAAUCAGAAGAAACCUCAUCGGACAAGAUAGAGGAAGCGAUUCUUGACUCGAAAGAGGAAACAGAAACCUUUGCAUCGAAUAUCGAUACGGGAAAUGGAGUUGAUAGUCCAUCGGAAGGCAACAUAUUUUUCAAACUGGACGAGCUGUCUGGGAGUGAAUCAGAAGAGGGCCGAGUGGAUGUGAGCCACGCAUUCGAAAUGAAGUUGCCGACGUCAUUGACACCCGAGAAACGGCUUAUGGAUCAGUCGACGUCCACGGCAGAUCUUAGCGACGUCAUGUCAUGUCGCCAAGGGCGGGGCGAUGAAGCCAAUGCCUAUAAAAGGGAACAAAGUGAUAAAUCUACCGUUACUACGCCGUUAAUGGACGACAAAGAACAGUCUACAAUAAAGGAAAUGCAAGAUCAAGCUACAUCCACAUCUGUUUCACCUCCACCUGCGGUAGUUUUGGAAGACGCUCCUGAAACCGAAAGCUCAAUUCCGGACUUUAAAGAACAACUAUCCGACAUCGAUACGUCAUCAUUGGAAGAUCUAUUGGCAAUGGACACUCGCCCGAACUCGUCCAAUCGUAAAUCGGUAUCGUUCAGUGACUUUAUCGAUGUCGAAAUCGUCUCACCCGAACCGCAAAAGAAAAGCCCAUCACCCGAAUUCCGUAACUUUACGGUGAAGCCGAUUCUUAAGAAGGAUCUCAAGCAAACUGAAAGUAUGCGACGACUACUGGAUUAUGCUGCCGAGCGACUUUACAAAGACCUUCUGAUGCUUGUAGAAGAACGUGAUCGAUCGAUACACGCCCUUGAACUUACUCCUGAAGAAGAUGAUCAUGCCCUGUCAACACAGACCUGCAUUUUUCAAAAGAGGUAUCGUGACAGACUCUUGGAAAACAAGCUCACCCUCGACAAACGAAUUGAUCAGGUAUGGCAGAAGCUGAAAGAUAUGGCAGUUGACGGCCAAAUUGGACAAUUCGUCUACGGUGUACGACAUAGCUCAGAGUUAACGUUGAAUGUAAAACGACGAGUGAACUUGCGAAGAGAAUCAUUACCGACCCGCAGCGAUAUCGAAAUGGUGUGCGAUCUAUCGCGACGACUAUCACUCGUACGUGAACAGCUCAAGCAGAAGGACUCAUUGGAGGAGUCAAGCCUUUCAAUGGAGAACAUGCUAUCAGCAGUAUCACGUAUUAUCAAUGGAAGUAAUGGCAAAGCCACCUGUUAG